GGAUGCUGCAGCAGUCAUCAGCUAAUCUCUGACCAACCUCACUCUGAUUUUUCUUACUUUCUUUUCUUUCUUUCUUCCUCUGAUCCUGAUUCUUCUCCCACGUGACCGAGGAAGUGUCUCAUUUAUAUUGAAUUCUUCAUUGUAAGCCUUUAUCUUAUGGAGAAGUCAUUUGCUGGACAUGGUACACACUCACAGAGGAGAACAUCAUCCCUGGGGAGUCUUUCAGAUCAUGUCAGCAAAGAGAACGGGACGAGAACCGGUACAGACGAGAGGAACGAUAGACCGCCUGUACCGACAUUAUUAGGUUAUGAAAUCAUGGAGGAAAGGGCAAAGUUCACGGUCUACAAGAUCCUGGUGAGAAGAGCACCCGAUGAAAGUUGGGUGAUUUUUCGGCGCUACACCGAUUUCACCAGGCUCCACGACAAGCUCAAAGAGAUGUUUCCAAAACUCAGACUCUCUCUGCCACCCAAGCGUCGCUUUAAAGACAACUACGACAUGAACUUCCUGGAAGAGAGACAAUUUGGCUUGCAAGCUUUUCUCCACAAUCUGGUUGCUCAAAAAGACAUGACUAAGAGUGACAUAGUGAGAGGGUUCCUGUGCUUGGAUGACCCUCCGGGUCCCUUUGAUAGUCUGGAGGAGAGCAAGGCUUACUGCGAGACACUGGAGGAGACGAACCAUCGACUGCAGAGGGAGCUGCAGGAUAAGCAGCGAGAAAUCCAGUCUCUUAGACGAAUCUUGGAGGACAGAGAGCUCCAAAUCAGUGGGCUGGAGAAAUCCAAGAACAGCAUCUCUAACGAGUUAAAUGACGCUCACCCAGAACCAGAAACCGAUGCAGCGCGUACAGACGACGCGAGCGACCCGGACAGAAGUCCGGAGCUCCAUUUGGCAAAGAUAAACCACGCAGCUUGCUGGAGUGGUUCGGCCUCAGAAGACAGCGAACACGUGAGCUUCUCCAGAUCAACAUAUUUCAAGGACCAGGCUUAGAACUACCAUCAUCGGAAUGAUAUCUGUUGAUAUUUACAAACCAUAACUGUUUUGUUUUGUUUUGUUUUUUUUACGUGGCAGAAAUAUGUUGGAGUGGUCUAAAAAGCUGGGAUGAAAAAAGAUCCGAACUAUUUACAAGAUGAGAAAUGAUGGAGUUCCAGCAGUGCCUUUUCAUCUGGAAAUCGACCAUCGGCACAUUUUUAGAAGUGUACAUCUGGUGUGGGCAUUAAGAAGGCUGUUUUAUUGUAUUUUCACUAGGGUUUAACCGUCUUGGUAUAAUGUGUCUGUGUGUUUAUUGUCUGUUGCUAAUGAAGUGUAUAAUUAAUACACGUCCUUUCACAAAUUACCAUUUUCAUAGGAACUCAUUCAGGGAAUAAAUCAAUUUUGAACACUUUUAUUAAAAAAAAAAAAAAGAAAAAUAUCUAGAAUCACUGAUAAGGACAAGGGUGUAUUGUGUAUUUAACAUGUCUCUUUUAAAAGAGGGAACAAAAAGAAAAAGGUGAGUUUACAGAUGGUCUGAAGCAGGAAGUGAUAAACAGAAGUCAUUUGUUUUUCUCAGAUCUCCCGCAAGUCUCUGAUUAAUAAAGCCGUUUUUUAAAAAAACCUCUGUGGUAGCAGAUGAAUGAAGGACUCGAUGGCAUUACAUCACCUUGUUGCUGAUGAGUUUCAUAAAACAGCACAUGCUCUUUCCAAAAAAAUCGUACCCACAAUCCUUUUGGACUGCCUGCUGAAUGUAGUGCCAGCGGGGUCUCUGAACAAAGAGUCCUUAGGUCUGUCUGGUUGUCUAACAUUAUUUCCAAAAGUAUCAACACCAAUACCAUCAAUCUGUUACCUCGUAGCUCGCUAACUACCUGAGUCCGAGUCUCUGCUGCAUUUCUACCAACUUCUCCACUAGGUCUAUGUUGUAUUUCUGGAUUACGGUGAUGUCGAAUAAGAAUAAAAGCUCUUGGACUCUAA
Messenger RNA from Tachysurus vachellii, 1941 nucleotides. Its product is annotated as sorting nexin-16-like. The coding region runs from base 157 to 984 and encodes 275 amino acids. Gene Ontology annotation, molecular function: phosphatidylinositol binding. Lineage: Eukaryota; Metazoa; Chordata; Actinopteri; Siluriformes; Bagridae. The transcript is spliced from 8 exons. Gene Ontology annotation, biological process: early endosome to late endosome transport; endosome to lysosome transport; protein targeting to lysosome. Gene Ontology annotation, cellular component: extrinsic component of endosome membrane; late endosome; early endosome. The record is from RefSeq and is a predicted model, not a curated record.